Molecule: messenger RNA, 1416 nt
Organism: Trichoplax adhaerens
Lineage: Eukaryota; Metazoa; Placozoa; Uniplacotomia; Trichoplacea; Trichoplacidae
Exons: 8
Coding region: 1-1416 (471 amino acids)
Biological process (GO): cilium movement
Cellular component (GO): motile cilium
Source: RefSeq, a predicted model, not a curated record
AUGGGUGGAUAUCGUUGGCAGUCUGGUAAAUUAGGCCCUCUUGCUUCUCAUCCACAUCAGAUUUUGGAGGGAAACAAAGGGAAAAAAACGACGACACGGCAGCGAAAAUUAAAAAUGUUGAGAGAUGAAGAUACUAUGGAUGUAGUUAAAUCGGAAAGAAUUGAAAAAUUUAGCAGCGACUCUGACUAUAAAUCUGACAGCAGUCCGAUCAAGGACCUACACUUGUCUUCGGGACAAUCAUAUGACAGUAUUAAACAGACGUCACUGCCUUUGCGAAAUCCAGACAAAAGUCCAAGCCCAGCUCAGCUUCAGAGCAAGAUUCCUAGGAGAAUAGGAUUGAAAGACAACAUGUCCACAUCCUACGUAAAACCGAAAAUUAAUAACAUUUCUUACGACACUAAAAUAUUGAAUGCAGUAAAAACUAAUUCAUUGCUGUACGGCAAUUACGACGAAAAAGAAAGUGCUAACUCUUUUCAGCAGGCGCUAUUAGAAUGGCGAUCUGGCAGUAAUAGUAAUAAAAGCAACCCACCGACUACGAAAAAAGCAAAAAAUGCUCCGACAUCCGUUGGCAUUACAGUUAAUUCUAUCCUUGCUCGUCCUGAGUUUACCCCGGAACAAAUUAAAUUUAAACGUGAUAAUUUAAGUUAUAUGGAAAGAUUAAUGUUGAAAAAAUUGCGUAAAAAUAGAAUUACUAAGCUAGAUGUGGGACAGAACGAAACGAAAAGCAGUCCUACAUCGCGCGUCUCAAGCCCAGAGCCUAAGAUCAAUUUACUGUCUGAUGAACCAUACUUCACAAAACAUUCACAGAAAGAAAAGGUUAUUCUAUCUCCUCUAAGAAAUUCUAAAUCUUUAGACUUUUCCGAUAUUCAUAAGAAAUCCAACGUUAAAGCAGAGCACAAUUACGAACAAGCUCCUUCAAAAGAAACAACAACCAGUAAAAAAAGUCCAAGGAAAGAUUGUACAACUAUAACGAUAACUGCAGCAACUAGUGAAUUAUCUUUAACCGAUGAUAAAAAUACUAUUCUAAAUCGUAAAGUAUCAAAGUAUACAGGAUUAAGUGGGUUUUUCUUGGCCGGAUUAGAAGAUGGAAGCGCUGAUAAUGGAAACAAAGAAAAUGAUGUCAGCCAAAGCAUUGAAGGCGGCCAGAGUACUACAUUAAAAUCAGGUCACUGGAAACCUCCUUCAAAUGUAUUUGGUGAUAAGCCUGAAUAUAUUAACUGGGGUAUUAAUGAUUAUUUAAACGAUCCAGUUCCCCGAAGUAAGAGCCCAACAGCCUAUAUGCAGGUCCAUCGCGUAUCUAGUACGUCUCCCUUACCGCUUGAUUUACAGCCUCCAAACGACUGGUCCGAUGAAGAAGAUAGUCUUGUUAUUAAUAAAACCGAACAAAUUGAUAUGAAAAAAGUAGAAAAAAUUUAG